AUGGGCCGGGAGUCACGCCACUACCGGAAGCGAUCAGCAUCUCGAGGCCGCUCUGGAAGUCGGUCUAGAAGUCGUUCACCCUCAGAUAAAAGAAGUAAACGCAGUGAUGACAGAAGGUCAAGAAGCAGAGAUAGAGAUCGAAGGAGAGAGAGGUCACGAAGCAGGGAUAAAAGAAGAUCUCGGUCAAGGGACCGAAAACGCUUGAGACGUUCCAGAAGCAGAGAAAGAGAUAGGAGUCGGGAACGAAGAAGAUCUCGAAGUCGAGACAGAAGGAGAUCAAGGAGUAGAAGUCGUGGCCGGCGAUCGCGAUCCUCUAGUCCUGGCAAUAAAAGCAAGAAAACUGAGACGAGAAGAUCUAGGUCCAAAGAGAAAACAGAUAGUGGAGAAAGUUCUAAAGAGAAGAAAAAAGACAAAGAUGACAAGGAGGAUGAAAAAGAAAAAGAUGCUGGCAACUUUGAUCAGAAUAAGCUAGAAGAAGAAAUGAGAAAGCGAAAAGAAAGAGUUGAAAAAUGGCGAGAAGAGCAGCGUAAAAAGGCCAUGGAAAAUAUCGGAGAACUGAAAAAGGAGAUUGAAGAAAUGAAACAAGGGAAGAAAUGGAGUUUAGAAGAUGAUGAUGAUGAUGAAGAAGAUCCUGCAGAAGCUGAAAAGGAAGGAAAUGAAAUGGAGGAUGAAGAAUUAGAUCCUUUAGAUGCUUACAUGGAAGAAGUGAAAGAAGAAGUAAAAAAGUUCAACAUGAGAAGUGUAAAAGGUGGUGGAGGAAAUGAGAAGAAGUCUGGACCAACAGUCACCAAAGUUGUCACUGUUGUGACAACCAAAAAAGCAGUUGUAGAUGCUGAUAAGAAGAAAGGUGAAUUGAUGGAAAAUGACCAAGAUGCCAUGGAGUAUUCUUCAGAGGAGGAAGAAGUUGAUCUUCAAACAGCCCUUACAGGCUAUCAGACAAAACAGAGAAAGCUUUUAGAACCAGUUGAUCAUGGAAAAAUUGAAUAUGAACCAUUUAGAAAAAAUUUUUAUGUUGAAGUUCCAGAAUUGGCCAAAAUGUCUCAAGAAGAAGUGAAUGUAUUUCGGUUGGAAAUGGAGGGCAUUACAGUUAAGGGAAAAGGUUGUCCCAAACCAAUUAAAUCUUGGGUUCAAUGUGGAAUUUCCAUGAAGAUUUUAAAUUCUCUCAAGAAGCAUGGUUAUGAAAAACCCACACCCAUCCAAACCCAAGCAAUUCCUGCUAUAAUGUCUGGAAGGGAUUUGAUUGGCAUUGCAAAGACAGGAAGCGGGAAGACUAUUGCUUUUCUUUUGCCUAUGUUUAGACACAUUAUGGAUCAGAGGUCAUUAGAAGAAGGAGAAGGACCUAUAGCUGUCAUCAUGACUCCAACUCGAGAACUGGCUUUACAAAUUACUAAAGAAUGUAAGAAGUUUUCGAAGACAUUGGGACUUCGCGUAGUUUGUGUCUAUGGAGGAACAGGAAUUAGUGAACAGAUUGCUGAGCUGAAAAGAGGUGCUGAAAUUAUUGUUUGCACACCUGGUCGAAUGAUUGACAUGCUAGCAGCUAAUAGUGGUCGAGUCACAAAUCUUCGAAGAGUGACAUAUGUUGUUUUAGAUGAAGCAGACAGAAUGUUUGAUAUGGGUUUUGAGCCUCAGGUCAUGCGCAUUGUGGACAAUGUUCGUCCUGAUCGACAGACAGUUAUGUUUUCUGCUACUUUCCCCAGAGCAAUGGAGGCAUUGGCCCGAAGGAUCCUGAGUAAACCCAUUGAAGUUCAGGUUGGAGGCAGGAGUGUGGUUUGCUCAGAUGUGGAACAACAAGUGAUUGUGAUAGAAGAGGAAAAGAAAUUCUUGAAGUUACUUGAACUUCUAGGUCAUUAUCAAGAAUCUGGUUCUGUCAUUAUAUUUGUUGAUAAGCAAGAACAUGCUGAUGGUCUUCUGAAGGAUUUAAUGAGAGCAUCCUAUCCUUGCAUGUCUCUUCAUGGAGGUAUUGAUCAGUAUGACAGAGAUAGCAUCAUAAAUGAUUUCAAGAAUGGAACCUGCAAACUUCUUGUAGCUACUUCUGUCGCUGCUCGAGGUCUCGAUGUGAAGCAUCUGAUUCUUGUAGUGAAUUACAGUUGUCCCAAUCAUUAUGAGGAUUAUGUACACAGAGCAGGGCGAACUGGAAGAGCUGGCAACAAAGGUUAUGCAUACACUUUUAUCACAGAAGAUCAAGCUCGGUAUGCUGGUGACAUAAUUAAAGCUCUCGAAUUAUCAGGGACUACAGUGCCUCCUGAUCUAGAGAAACUUUGGAGUGAUUUCAAAGACCAGCAAAAAGCUGAAGGGAAAAUAAUCAAAAAGAGUAGUGGUUUCUCUGGUAAGGGAUUCAAGUUUGAUGAAACAGAACAAGCUUUGGCUAAUGAGAGAAAGAAGUUACAAAAAGCAGCUCUUGGUCUGCAAGAUUCAGAUGAUGAAGAUGCUGCAGUUGAUAUUGACGAACAAAUUGAAAGCAUGUUUAAUUCAAAGAAGAGAGUAAAAGAUAUGGCUGCUCCUGGAACAUCUAGUGUUCCUGCUCCAACUGCAGGAAAUGCUGAGAAAUUAGAAAUUGCUAAGAGGUUGGCUCUUAGAAUCAAUGCCCAGAAGAAUUUGGGCAUUGAGUCUCAGGUAGAUGUGAUGCAACAGGCCACCAAUGCAAUUCUCAGAGGUGGCACCAUUUUGGCUCCUACUGUAUCUGCAAAAACCAUUGCAGAACAGCUUGCCGAAAAGAUCAAUGCCAAGCUCAAUUAUGUACCUUUGGAGAAACAAGAAGAAGAGAGACAAGAUGGUGGGCAAAAUGAAUCUUUUAAGAGAUAUGAGGAAGAACUAGAGAUCAAUGACUUCCCACAGACUGCUAGGUGGAAAGUUACUUCUAAAGAAGCUCUACAGAGAAUUAGUGAAUACUCUGAGGCUGCAAUUACAAUCAGAGGAACGUAUUUCCCACCUGGAAAAGAACCCAAGGAAGGAGAGAGGAAAAUCUACUUGGCUAUUGAAAGUGCCAAUGAACUGGCUGUGCAAAAAGCAAAGGCAGAAAUCACCAGGCUCAUAAAAGAAGAACUAAUCCGGUUGCAAAAUUCAUAUCAACCAACAAAUAAAGGAAGAUACAAAGUCCUGUAGAACAACUGAGAUAAACUUUUUACCUAUGCUGGUCUGUGAUACUUGUGGCAGUUGUCAACAGUUUACAAUGUAUUGUAAAUUAAGAUUUUUUAAACUCUGUCUUGCUGAUUUUUUAAAAACAAGAAACCAGUAUUUGCUAAAGAAAUCUUUCAGUAAGUACCCUCAGAAUCAGACUGUGAAGCCAGCCUGUUUUCAUAAUUUGUCCUUUAAUGAAAAACUUAAUAUCACUAUUUUAAAUAUCUGGAUCAAAGGUUUAAAAAAUGGCAAUCUUUGGACUUUCUAUUGAAGCUAAUAAAGUACACAUUGUUAAGGGGCUA
Messenger RNA from Suncus etruscus (white-toothed pygmy shrew), 3419 nucleotides. RefSeq names its product DEAD-box helicase 46 (gene DDX46). Gene Ontology annotation, biological process: mRNA splicing, via spliceosome. The transcript has 23 exons. Bases 1 to 3102 code for a protein of 1033 amino acids. Gene Ontology annotation, cellular component: nucleus. Lineage: Eukaryota; Metazoa; Chordata; Mammalia; Eulipotyphla; Soricidae. Gene Ontology annotation, molecular function: RNA helicase activity; ATP binding; RNA binding. The record is from RefSeq and is a predicted model, not a curated record.